Molecule: messenger RNA, 3073 nt
Organism: Linum tenue
Lineage: Eukaryota; Viridiplantae; Streptophyta; Magnoliopsida; Malpighiales; Linaceae
Source: the annotation of a GenBank genome assembly
CAUUGAAUAUCCUAGUUUUCCACGGCCAGCCAGCGGCUGAUGCUGCAGGAAGAUGCUUGGCAGUCCAUUUUGUCAGCUUCUCCUUCAUCCCCCCCCUCCUCAAAAUCCACAACUACACUUCCCGUUUCGCUUUCGCUUCCCCAAAUAUAUAAUCCAAAUUGAAAGCCCCACAAUGCUCGCAAUCUGAAUUCCCUCACUCUCACAUUCAUCGCCAAUUCCAGACACACGCCUCUGAAACUCCCACAACCACCACAACUUCCACCCUUUUCGUGCAGGCCCUUCUUCACUUUUUCGCUCUCCAGGCUUCCCGCCACCAAAUUCUCUUCAUCUGAGAGCGAGUGAAGGCUGUGGAAAUGGCGACGGGAGCUGUGCCGGCAUCGUUUACUGGUCUCAAGACUGGGGACACAAGUUUGGGGUUUGCUAAGAACAUGGACUUUGUGAGGAUCUCUGAUGUCAGGAGGAUCAAGUCUGGUAGGAGAAAGAUCUCCAUGAUCAAAAACUCUACUGUUGAGCUUCAGCCUGCAUCCGAGGGCAGCCCUUUGCUUGUUCCGAGGCGAAAAUACUGUGAAUCAGUAAACAAGACUGUUAGGAGGAAAACCAGCACAGUGAUGGUUGGAAAUGUGCCGCUUGGAAGUGAUCAUCCUAUUAGGAUUCAGACCAUGACAACUACUGAUACUAAGGAUGUUGCUGCAACUGUUGAACAGGUGAUGAAAAUUGCUGAUCAAGGGGCUGACAUUGUUAGAAUAACAGUUCAAGGGAAGAGAGAAGCAGAUGCCUGCUUUGAUAUUAAGAACACUCUUGUGCAGAAGAAUUACAAUAUACCUCUAGUGGCAGAUAUUCAUUUUGCUCCCUCUGUUGCAUUGCGCAUAGCUGAAUGUUUUGAUAAGAUUCGUGUGAACCCUGGAAACUUUGCUGAUAGGCGUGCUCAGUUUGAGCAGCUGGAGUACACAGAGGAUGAUUAUCAGAAAGAACUUGAGCACAUUGAGCAGACAUUCAUAAGCAUUAAUUCGCUCAUGAUUAUGUUAUCACUCUGGGCUUCUCUGCAUCAGGUUUUUACUCCAUUGGUGGAGAAAUGUAAGAAAUAUGGUAGGGCAAUGCGUAUCGGGACAAAUCACGGAAGUCUUUCUGAUCGUAUAAUGAGCUACUAUGGUGAUUCCCCACAGGGAAUGGUAGAAUCUGCAUUUGAGUUUGCAAGGAUAUGCAGAAAAUUGGACUUCCAUAACUUUGUUUUCUCAAUGAAAGCAAGCAACCCAGUUAUCAUGGUCCAGGCAUACCGUCGUCUUGUUGCUGAAAUGAAUGCCCUGGGUUGGGAUUAUCCUUUGCAUUUGGGUGUCACUGAAGCAGGAGAAGGCGAGGAUGGAAGGAUGAAGUCCGCUAUUGGAAUUGGGACUCUUCUUCAGGAUGGUUUGGGCGAUACGAUUAGAGUUUCACUUACAGAAGCACCAGAGAAGGAGAUAGAUCCUUGCAAAAGGUUGGCCAACCUCGGUAUGAAGGCUGCAGAAAUUCAGCAAGGAGUGGAACCAUUCGAGGAAAAACAUAGGAGAUACUUUGAAUUCCAGCGCCGAACUGGUCAAUUGCCAGUACAGAAGGAGGGCGAGGAAGUUGAUUACAGAGGUGCCCUGCAUCGUGAUGGGUCUGUUUUAAUGUCUGUUUCCCUUGACCAGUUAAAGGUACCUGAACUCCUUUACAAGUCGCUUGCCGCAAAGCUAAUAGUUGGAAUGCCUUUCAAGGAUCUUGCCACAGUUGACUCGAUCUUGUUGAGAGAACUUCCUCCAGUGGAUGAUGUUGAUGCUCGCCUGGCUCUCAAAAGGUUGAUAGAUAUCAGCAUGGGUGUAAUUACCCCAUUGUCUGAGCAGCUGACAAAGCCGCUACCCAAUGCAAUGGUGCUUGUCAAUCUUAAGGAGUUGGCUACUGGCGCUUACAAGCUUUUGCCUGGAGGCACUAGAUUGGUCAUCUCGGUUCGUGGUGAUGAGUCUUAUGACGAAUUGGAAAUCUUAAAGGAAGUUGACGCCACAAUGAUCCUCCAUGGUCUACCAUACGGAGAGGAUAGAGUCGGCAGGGUCCAGGCAGCUAGAAGGUUAUUUGAGUACCUACAAGAAAAUGCUCUAGAUUUCCCUGUUAUUCACCAUAUCCAAUUUCCAUCUGGGGUUCACAGAGAUGACUUGGUAAUCCAUGCCGGAGCAAAUGCUGGAGCUCUUCUGGUAGAUGGUUUAGGAGAUGGUAUCCUUGUCGAAGCAGCAGACCAGGACUUUGAUUUCCUGAGGAACACUUCUUUCAACUUACUACAAGGUUGCAGAAUGAGGAACACAAAAACUGAGUACGUUUCAUGCCCAUCCUGUGGUAGAACAUUGUUUGAUCUUCAAGAAAUAAGUGCAGAGAUCCGCGAGAAGACUUCACACUUACCUGGUGUCUCGAUUGCAAUCAUGGGUUGCAUUGUGAAUGGACCUGGAGAGAUGGCUGAUGCAGAUUUCGGAUACGUUGGUGGUGCUCCUGGAAAGAUUGACCUUUAUGUUGGCAAGGAUGUGGUGAGAAGAGCGAUACAGAUGGAGCAUGCCACCGAUGCUUUGAUCGAUCUGAUCAAAGAACACGGACGAUGGGUGGAUCCUGCCAAGGAAGAGUAAAGAUAAAAGAAACUACUGCAGUUGGUUAGGGAGAUGGGUGGGCGAAGAAUAAAACAGCAAUGAUCAAGAGAUGGAGGGGAAGAAGAGCUUUUUCAUCCUUAUUUUAGGCUCUUACAGUUGUAGUGUAGAUGUAAAUGUAAGGGCUACACAGAUCAUUUUAAUGUGUCUCUUAUCUGUGUGACCUGUGGUGGGAAAUGAGAAUGGAUUUAUGAGAAAGGAGAGAGCUUUUCCUGGACAAUGUAAGAAAGCUUUCUUCUUUGAAUUCCUGUUGUAAUCUUAACUUCAUUUUUAGUAUUACACAUUUCAUAUAAUUUGACCCUCAAAAGGUAUGAAGUAAGGAAAGAAAGUUUCUGCAUUCUUGCCUUCUCUAUUGGUCAAAGUUGAUGGUGUAUCCAAUGUAAAAUUAAUUUGUAUCAAUCAAUAUUAAAAAGAUAAAUGCAAAUCAGCACCUG